AUGGCCGGGGGCCUUCCUGGGGCCUCUGAGGGAACGGUCAGGGGAGUGGGGAACCAGGCGGCUGUGUCUGUGGGGCCCCCUUGCCCGCCCAUCCUCAGCAGGCCCGGGCUGGGCGGCUGUGGCCUGGACUGUGGCAUCCGCCCUUAUGCACACCCGGCUCGCUUCCUGCUCCCACCUCUGUGCGGGGACGAGGGCCCGAAGCUCGUGUGCCCCUGGCGUAGACCCCAGAUGGCCGCUACCUGGUCCCUGUGCAAAGUCCAGGUGGGGUGCCGGCACCCCAGCGGCGUGCUGGGCAGUCAGGGGCCAGGGAGGGAGGAUGCCCAGGCCUCGGGGGUCCCCGGGUGGGCAGAUGAAGGGUUGGCACACGGGGCCCACUCGGUGCUGCCUGCCGCCCGCUGGCUGAGGGCCGCUGGCUUUGUGGGGCGUCUCAGGACCGGGGUCGGGGUCCACACCUUCCUGGGCAUCCCCAUCCAGCAGCACCAGCCGGAGCCAGCAGCCCGGUAUGUGGCCGCUGAAGCAGGGCUGGCCAGAACAGACCGGCCUCUCAGCCUCCGAGGGCUGUCCAGGGGCCCCCCUCUGACUGGGGGUGUUGAGGUGAUCCGGGCGGGCGGGCCUGGCGGAGCCUCCUCCGCGCACCUGCCCGACGGCGCGGGCGCGCGUUUGCGGCCGGCGGCUGUGCGCAGCUGCAGGAAGCUCUCAGUCCUGCGGAGACACCUCCCGCCCGCAGAUGGCGCUGUGACUCGACUCGUUGCCCCAGAGGGACGGGGGCCACCCAGCUCCACCACCGAGCCUCCUGGGACUUGUAGUUCGCGGCUUCGUGGUGCGCAGGCGCACUGCGGAGACCGUCCUGGUUGCGCUCGUCGGGGAGGCGGCGGCGGCGGCGGCGGCGGCGCGGCCUCUGCCUGCCCCGGAUCCUGCUUUUCCCAAGAGAAGAGGAUGGCUGCUGAGUACGUGUCCCCCGGGCCCCAGGAGUUAGUGACCUUCGAGGAUGUGGCCGUGGCCUUCUCCCGAGAGGAGUGGGCCUUGCUGGACCCUGCUCAGAAGAGGCUGUACAGAGAGGUGAUGCUGGAGACCUACAGGAACCUGGCCGCACUGGAAACCUUGAAGACCCGAAGUGCCGAUGCAGGCAUUGAGUUUGGUGCACUGUCCGCAACCCAAGCCUCUCAGGCCGCCAGUCUUUCCCCGUGGGUGGGGGGUUCACUCUUUCUACCGGUGGUGCCUUUCCAGCUGGAGCAAGGAGCAGCUGUGUGGUUGGGGGGGGGAGGAACUCCCCAAACCUCCCGUUCAGAUUUGGCUGCCAUACUGAAAAGCCAAGAGUCAUCUUGUAAGAAGGUGGCUUGGGGGGAACAACCACCCAGUGGUAUGACUAUAGUAAAGCUUCCCAAAGGAGACUGGGGCUAUGGUCAACUUGAGGAGAAUCGUGAAGCCCUGCACAGGCUUUUGAGGCAGCUGGCAUACCCCCAGGCGGAGGCGUUUGCUCAAAGGGAGACCACUGCCUGGCAUGAGUUUGGGGAAGCCUGUGGUAUGAGCUCAGACCUUGCUUUAUCUCAAGGAGGUUCUAUAGAAGAACAUUCCCACGACUGUGGUCUAGAUAUUGAGAGUUUGGUAGCUAAUCCAUUCUUAAACCGUCAUCGGAUGGCCUAUACAGAUCAGAGACCCCGUGAAGGGAACGAAUGUGGAAAAGACGUCAGCCACAAUAGUGCCUUCGGUCAACACAACAGAGCCGCCGAAAGCGGGGAAUCAUUUCCUCACGGUACGGCUCUCACGACACACAACACGGUGAAUACAGCGGGGAAGCCCUACGAAUGUCACCACUGCGGGAAAGUGUUUAACCGGAGGCAUUCCCUGAGUGAGCAUCAGAGAAUCCAUACAGGAGAGAGACCGUAUGAAUGUCAGGAAUGUGGGCGAGCCUUUACGCACAGCUCAACCCUCACACGACACUUGAGAACUCAUACUGGAGAGAAACCCUAUGCGUGCGGCGAAUGUGGGAAAGCCUUCAACAGGAUUUCGUCUCUCACCCAGCACCAGAGGAUUCACACAGGGGAAAAGCCCUACAAAUGCAAAGACUGCGGAAAGUCCUUCUGCCAGAGUUCUUACCUGGUCUUGCACAAGAGAACGCAUACGGGCGAGAAGCCCUAUGAAUGUAACGAGUGUGGAAAGGCCUUCAGUGAUCGUUCCUCGCUUAACCAACACGAGCGGACUCACACCGGUGAGAACCCCUAUGAAUGUAAUCAGUGUGGAAGAGCCUUCAGUCAGAGGUCUUCCCUCGUGAGGCACGAGAGGACUCACACCGGAGAGAAACCGUACGGCUGUAGCGAAUGUGGGAAAGCGUUCAGCCAGAGCUCGUCCCUUAUCACACAUCAGAAAACUCACACCAGUCAGAAAACCUAUAAAAUAAUUGAUUGUGGGAAAGCUUUCUAUCAGAGCAGCAACCUCAUUGGGUUUUAGAGACCACUUGCUGCCUGUAAGGUACCUUUUAGCUCUCUGCUACAGAAGUAUGGUUAGAUUUUGCCCUUCUGAUGGGACUGUUUGAAAAGAAGUAGGUUUCUGCACGUUCUUUUUAAAAAAAAUUUUUUUUAACGUUUAUUUAUUUUUGAGACAGACAGAGCGUGAACGGGGGAGGGGCAGAGAGAGAGGG
This is a messenger RNA of Herpailurus yagouaroundi (jaguarundi), 2638 nucleotides long. It is a transcript of the gene ZNF554, whose product is annotated as zinc finger protein 554. Gene Ontology annotation, biological process: regulation of DNA-templated transcription. The transcript is spliced from 10 exons. Bases 1 to 2448 code for a protein of 815 amino acids. Lineage: Eukaryota; Metazoa; Chordata; Mammalia; Carnivora; Felidae. The record is from RefSeq and is a predicted model, not a curated record.